UGAGCGCAGUAAUUAGAGAGCAGGUGCGUGUGUGUCACUACAUCGCGAAGUCUGUUUUAAAAGAUGAAUUUCUGUAUUUAUAUAGUUUCUUCUUCUUCUGCUUGUCCAGCCUCUGCGCAACGUCUAUGGUCAGGAGCCGCGACCUGCCGAGAGGAUGACGGACUCCUCACCGCCGGACCCGCACACGACUGAGGCGGGGGACGAGCAGGAGGAGCCGCAGCAGCAGCAGCAGCAGGAGCAGGAGCAGGAGCAGGACCAGGAGCAGGACCAGGAGCAGGACCAGGACCAGGACCAGGAGCAGGACCAGGACCAGGACCAGGACCAGGAGCAGCAGCCCGACACACACAGUCAGGGAGAGCGGUUGAAGAUGGACCAGGAGAUGAAGAUCACAGACAGCAUCGACGACCGAGGUCUUCUGGAGAGCAGCAUGCGCCUGAAGCCUCACGAAGCGCAGAGCUACCGCAAGAAAGCCCUGUGGGUGUCCUGGGUGUCCAUCAUGAUCACUAUAGUCCUGGCCAUCGCGGCUUUCACUGUUUCCAUCAUGCGUCACAGCGCUUCAGCUUUCGGAUUUGCUUUCGAUGCCACGCUGGACGUGUUGUCCUCCGUCAUCGUGUUGUGGCGCUACAGCAACGCUGCAGCUGUUCACUCUGCUCACAGAGAAUACAUAGCCUGCGUCAUUCUGGGGGUGAUUUUCAUCCUGUCGUCCCUGUGCAUUCUGGGUAAGGCCAUCCACGACCUGGCCACCAAGCUGCUUCCUGAAGUGGACGACUUCCUGUUCAGCGUGUCCAUCGUCAGCGGCCUCCUCUGCAUCGCCCUGGCCGUGAUCAAGUUCAUGCUGGGGAGGGUGCUCACGAGCCGCGCCCUCAUCACCGACGGAUUCAACUCUCUGGUGGGCGGAGUCAUGGGCUUCUCCAUCCUCAUCAGUGCUGAGGUGUUCAAGCACGAGCCCCAGGUGUGGUACCUGGACGGGACCGCCGGCGUCCUCAUCGGCCUCAUCAUCCUCGCCUACGGGGUCAAGCUGCUGCUGGACAUGGUUCCACGGGUCCGACAAACCAGGAACUAUGAGCGUUUUGAGUGAUGAGGGGCGGAAGGAAGGACGGAGGGCGGGUGGGGACUGACGGACAGGAAGUGUGUGUGUGUGGGUGACGUCCCCCACACAGACGGUCACAUUCAGGCCUGGAGGCGUCAGUGGCCUGAGGAUCCAGACGGACGGCCACUGUGUGUGGGGGGGGGGGGGAUCAAACUCUCGGCACCUUUUUAAAUGUUUUAAAGAAAUCAGCUGUACAUCAAAUAUGUGUUUCUGUCUCUGACCAGUGAACAGGACGGUGCGUUGUUUCACGCCUCCACGUUGAGCAGGAGGACAAAGAUGAUAUAUGGACCCAGCGUUUCCAUAGUUGAUGUUCAAUACCUCAGUGACCCCUCAUCGCCCCGUCCACUCGCGUUUAUCUCCCAUGGUUCCUAGAGGCCUUCGCGAUGUAGCAGAGCAGCGUUUAGUUUAGUGAACAUGUUUAUAAGUAUUAAUGUGGACUGUUGUGGUCGGAGCAUCAGUUUACAGUCGCGACGUGACUUCCUCCAGCUACAAACAUGUAACACAGGAGAAACAAGUACAGGUCAUUGGUCCGUUCACCUCUGGCGCCAUCUGCUGACCAGUUCCUGAGACUAGAGACAUUUAAGAGAUUAGAGGUGAAGGUUUGUUUGUUUCAGCAGGAAGUUUAUCAGAUACAACUUUUGUGUCAUGGAUCUUUUGUCCAGCGUGAAAUUCCUCAUCUGAAACGACCCAGCAGAGUUUACCUGUGACGUCCGUCCCGCUCAAGCACAUCCUCACCUUUACUGUGGGUGACUCGUCCAUGUCCCACUGUCCAUGUCAGUCGAGAUUAAUCCUCUGGGUCUAGUUUGAUCAUUUAACCUCCUUAGAUUUCCAGAUGUGGCCUUUAGUCUCGUCUGUUACCUUCUAUGUCCGACUCGUCCAGUUGUGGGUUUGUCUCUUGGUUCCAGAGGUGAACAUGAGUAACCUGCCACACGUGUCUAUAUAUAAUAUAUAUAUAUAUAUAAUCUCAUUUAGAUUAGGAGACUAUAGUGAGGACUGGACAUUAGUGUGAUGAAAGUAAUUUGAGUCGCUGCCUGACCAACGUCCAUGACCAAAACCUUGUCUCUGUAAUAAACUCUGCGCUGAGAUUUUUAAUUUUCAUACUUUCUGUGAAAUAUUUCAAUUAACUGAAGGAUUCCACUUUCCAGCAACCGUCGAAUCGACUCAUCAAAGACGUGACGACGAGUUCCUGAGCCCCGUUGAUUCUGCAUCUGUACAGUUAGUGAUCGUCGUGAGCGAUGAUCACGUUCUUGGCGAGUCAAUAUUUAUCUUUUCGAUAUUGUGUCAAGCGUCGAUGUGUCUUUUGUCUUAUCUGGAGCUUCUGUUUGCUUUGGGAUGUUAAAUGGCAAAACUCCUAAUCUCUCUGUGGAAUUAAAUAUGGUGACGUGACGUAUCAACAUGGUGAUAAAAGAUGACUCAUGUUAAUGAUGAGAAGCGUUAAGAUUUAGUUCAGGUGUUAAGAUGUUUGCCAUCAAAAGACAAAGAUGGUUAUUAAUGAUGAAAAUGCUCUUUGUAUGUCAACAUUCUGGUCCAUUGAAUUAAAAAUCUGAGUUAGAAUAAAGAUUUUCUGAACUCUAAAGAAAAAAUGGACCCAGUGUCUCUUUAUUUUGACCUAACAUUUUGAGAAUAAAUUAGAAAUAUCAAAGGUUGAAAUGUGGAGAAUAAAGUUGAAACUUUUAUUUUGCACAUUGAAAAUAAAGUAUCACUCCUGAUGCUCUAACUUGUUUGACCAGAGGAGUCGACUUGGUUCUCAAUAUUUCAACCUCAUUCAUGACAUUAAAAAAACAAACUUUAACUCUUCAAAUGUUCUGUGAAGUCUGACUGAUAUUUUUUUUUAUUUAUGAUGUGGCAGAAACGUUUCCAUACAAAGAUGCAUUUAGAAAAAAAUAGAACUGUUGACCUGACUUUCGUUGACACCAGUUAAAAUGUAUAUACAAUUGUCACGUGAGUUUAAACAGUAUUACACAGAGGAGGCUGUUAUUUAUGUAAAUUAUGGAAUAAUAUCUUAAAAUCUCUCACUCCGUCCUCACAGCUGUUUUCCUUCAUCGUUCCGGAUCAGACUUUGGCGACUGACUGUAAUAAUCGCGGGGAGUGUCAGCAGCUGUUGGACGUUGUCACGGUAACCAUGUGUUUCGCUGCAGUGACUGAAUGUUCACACUGUAAAUACAGUAUGUGACCGCGGUGUUCAGAUGAAUCACAUGUAAAGUCUUUUAUCUGAAUGUAGAAGCUUACGGAGUCACAUUGGUGUCCAAAGUUGUGAGCACAGCAAAAUAUUUUUUACAUAAAUGCAUAAAUCAUAGUUUGUAUAUAUAGAUUAUAUUAACAAUAACUCAAGACUGAUAAUGUCUCUACAAAAAAAAAUUGAUCCGUUUGCAAAGAAAUACUUCUUGUGCUCAGUUGAUGUGUUUAUACACUGUACUUCCCUGUGCCAGUGUGAAAACUGUAUGUGGAACAAGUGAGUCGAAGACGUUUGUCACAGAAAAAAGGUUUAUUUAAAAAUAAAGUUAUAUCCCUCUUUACUCAUCAAGGACUGUGAAAACAAAAAGAAACCGUCACUGCGUCGUUCACCUCUUUCGUCAGAAACCGCCGACUGAUGCGUGUCUGUUGAGAAGCAGAUUUACAACAAAGACGGAGAUAUGAUGAUCGGUCCGCUCAGCAGUUGAUUUCUCUUGAAAAGCAAACGGCUGAUAACGUGAUCGACAGCGUGUUCGGAACAACAGAAAGAACAUAAGGCAACCAAACAGGUUCAACUGUCAGCUGCUCUGCGGAGAAGAGACGACUUCAGACUCGGAACCCGUUCAAAGACCAAACCAAAGAGCUGCGAGUGUUUUUCCUGCCAGCUCACAUGAGAAAAAUCUCAGCUUUAGAAAUGAGAUCAUUUUGUUCCUAUCAGGUUUUUAAAGAGGGAAAAUCUUCAGUAGGAAGCUUGUUGGUUUCGGUCUUUUCAUGGGAUCUGCUGAUAAAAACAUUUGUCGCACCGUCGCUGUGAAACUCGAACGAUGAGUCAGAAAACAUCUGUCGUGUGUCGCGUCACAGACCGGACAUGUUUCUGAAAUCACAAUAUUGCUGGAAUGGGGAAAAUAUAAAUCCACUAACAAUUAACACCGUUUCUCAGUGAAAUCAGUCGGUGUGGUUUUACUAAAUAAAUUAGACGGUUUGGGUCGAGGACGUUUCCUCAUCUUAAGUGAAAAAUAAACGGAAUUAAAAUAAUUUCAGGGAAAAUAAAAUGAUUCUCUGCGGAGAGAAAAAGUUUGUGUCGUUGGAUUUAACGUGACGGGACAAAGAAGCAGAAACAAACUGAAC
Molecule: messenger RNA, 4390 nt
Organism: Scophthalmus maximus (turbot)
Lineage: Eukaryota; Metazoa; Chordata; Actinopteri; Pleuronectiformes; Scophthalmidae
Product: transmembrane protein 163-like
Exons: 9
Coding region: 155-1078 (307 amino acids)
Cellular component (GO): synaptic vesicle membrane
Molecular function (GO): zinc ion binding
Source: RefSeq, a predicted model, not a curated record